AUGAAGAAACGUAUACCGGAAGAUGCUGAGGGACACAGUCAUCUUACGGCAGAGACUUUAUUUCCAACCAAAUUAGAAAUUCUCUUCCAAGCAGUUAGACUGGGAGAUGUAAACACCAUUUUGGACUUGUAUGAAAAGAGAAUGAAACUACAUACAGUAAAUGAGCAUGAUGGCAACACUGCUUUGCACAUUGCAUCGAUGAAUGGGAAUGUUCUCAUAUGUCGUCUUCUGAUUGUUUUCUCAACUCCCAUCAAGCUAUGGAAAAUUAGAAACAAGCGUGGGUUGAUAGCUGAGGACUUGGCUUGUAAUGAACGGAUAAAAGAAGAUUUACAAAUGAUUGGAGAAAAGUAUGCUCCAUAUGACGAUGUGAGCAUGAAAGAAAAUCUGAGAAUAUUGAACUCAAUUAAGUCCUGGCCAAGUUCUGCAAAAGUGUUGCUCUCACUUGAUGGGGGAGGAAUCAAAGUGUUGGCUUUGUUACAAGUUUUAAUAUUCCUUGAUUCCUAUAUUUCUGGGGGCUUUUUGAGUAAAAUUGAUAUGAUAGCCGGAACGAGUUGUGGAGGAAUUACGGCUUUGCUCAUCGGACAAGAUCAUUUGCCGGAAAAUAUGAGACGCCAUUUCUUCGAAAUGAGGAACGAGGUUUUCUGUGGAAACAAGGAAAAAUUCCCAAAGCAUUCAUCAGAAGGAUUUGAAAAGACGUCGAAAGCAAUUUUCGGAAAGAAAUCUAAAAUGAGUAGUCUUUCCAAAAGAGUGUUUGUGACUGUCGCUGACACGUUAACAACUCCUCCGAACUUGGUGCUUUUCCGUUCAUACCUUCCACGCAUACCAAAAGAGAUCUGCAGACAGAACAAGUUCCUGGAUCCAUCACGGAUAUUACUAUGGAAGGCAGCUAGAUGUACUUCAGCUGCUCCAUACUUUUUUGAAUCUUUCAAUGGCUUGUCCGAUGGUGGGCUGGUCGCCAAUAAUCCCACACUGGCGAUGAUGACCGAGUUCUUCAAUAUUUUAAAACUGGAAACUCAUUACUCAGAUAUUAAUGAGGAAAAAGAGAAAAUCGGACUUGUUAUAUCCAUCGGGACCGGUAUUGGACCACCAGAAAAAACCAAAGGCAUUGAUCUCAACUUGAAGAACUUGGAUAAGAAAAACCCAAUACGAUUAGCCCGUGGGUUAAUGAAUGUCGUAACAACAGCCAAAACUGCUUUCCAUCUACUGAUUAAAGAGGUCACAUCAUCACAGGGAAUGCCUGUGAAAACGGCUCGAGCUUGGUGUCAUUCUCUAAGUAUUCCUUACUUCCGUUUCAAUCCCAUGCUUAAUUCAGAUGUACCGCUUGAUUGUACAAAUGUCGAGAAAAUAGUCAACAUGAUGUGGGAAACAGAGCUCUACCUUCGAAGUACAGCCAUUCAUGAGUUCAAACACUUGGCAGAAUUACUGAGGAUGAAGACAAAUUAG
Molecule: messenger RNA, 1443 nt
Organism: Auanema sp. JU1783
Lineage: Eukaryota; Metazoa; Nematoda; Chromadorea; Rhabditida; Rhabditidae
Source: the annotation of a GenBank genome assembly